Molecule: messenger RNA, 1481 nt
Organism: Punica granatum (pomegranate)
Lineage: Eukaryota; Viridiplantae; Streptophyta; Magnoliopsida; Myrtales; Lythraceae
Source: RefSeq, a predicted model, not a curated record
CGUUUGCCAUGAAACAGCUCAGGGGACAACUCAAAAACCUCUCCAUCAAAACGGCAAUGGCGCCUUAACCGAAACCCUAACCUGAAAUCUCCUCCCGCCAAAAGCGUCGAUUCCAUAUUCCCUCUCAUCCCUCCGCCGUCGCCGGAGCUUCAACGAUGUUCGGAUCCGCCUCCUCAACCCCCGCCUUCGGCGCUCCGCCCUCCACCCCGGCCUUCGGCGCUCCGCCCUCCACACCGGCCUUCGGCGCUCCGCCCUCCACACCCGCCUUCGGCGCUCCGCCCUCCACACCCGCCUUCGGCGCUCCGUCCUCCACCCCGGCCUUCGGGACUCCCUCCUCGACUCCCGCCUUCGGGACUCCGUCCUCGGCUCCCGCCUUCGGCACUCCGUCCUCGACUCCGGCAUUGGGCAGUGCGCUCUUCUCCACUCCUUUCUCUGCUCAGACUCAGCAGCAGCAGCAGACCCCUCUGUUCUCGCAACCUCCAUCGACUGGCUUUGGUUUCCAAACUCCGUUUACUGCACUGCAGCAAUCACAACAGCCGCAGCAGCAGCCUGCUACUCCCUUUCCCGGCGGGCAGCUCACCACUCAGAUGGCUCCGGUGGCUCCUCUCGCUUUCUCUCUCGCUGAUCGCGACAUUCAGGCGAUAGUUGAUGCUUACAAGGAGGACCCCGGAAACCCUAAGUACGCCUUCAAGCAUCUGUUGUUCAGUGUCACUGAUCCACAUUAUAGAGUGAAGCCAGCUGGUGUGUCAGAUGUCAUGUGGGCAGAGGCUAUGGGCAAAUUGGAAGGGAUGGAGAGCACUGAUAGAGAACGCCUGUGGCCUGAGCUUGUGCAGGGUUUCAAAGAUCUUUCGAACCGCCUUAAGCUCCAGGAUGAAGUCAUUAUUUCAGAUGCAGAGAGAUUGCGAAUGACACAAACCAAUGUGAAAAUGCUUCAGAGGCAUUUUCAAGCUGACACUCUACCUUGGAUCCAAAGAAUGAGGCAGAAAGAACAAGGCCUUCAAAGGCGCCUCUUGAGGGUAAUGAGAAUAAUUGAGGCAUUGGAGAGUAAGGGCUGUCGAUUGCCUCUAGUUAAGGGCGAAGCAGAAUUAGCUGAGAAGCUCGCUGCAGUUACUCGGCAGCUCAAAGGAUCUGGAGCGGAACUUUCUAGGAGAGUUCAGAACCUCCUAGCGAUAUCUCGAGCUCAAGCCAAUGGGAUUGGUGGUGCUUCUAUGUAUCUCCCAGGGUCAACAAAGAUACAUGACCAGAGUCUAGCUGAUUUACAAGAGGUUUUACAACAACAGACAGAGGCCACUGCAAGGCUCGGGAAUGUAUUAAAGCGAGAUAUAAGAGAUAUGGAAAUCAUAAUGGCUGAAGACACAGAUAUGGCAGAUGGCAUUUGAAAGAGCCAAAGCAGCGGGUUGAUCUCCUGCAUUUUGUCUAACUGAUGAAAUUAUAUCGUCCGGGUUCCAAUCAAUUUCCAAUUUUAUAGUUUCUUCCGGAAA